CAGCAUUGAAAAGUUAGUUUACAGUCACGCCAUCAGUGAAUGAGCUGCUGUACCGAAAGUCUUAGAAGUUAACGUUGAAAUAUUUUUCUGUCUUUGAAAAAAAAAUAAUCAUGAAGACUUUGUUAGUUUUAUUUGUCGCCGCAGUAGCUGCUGCCAGUGCCUCAACAGACGAUGAGAAUUACGGCUAUGUUCCCAUGGUUCGUCAGAAUUACGAGAUGAAGGUCAACAACCAUCUUAGAAGACAAGUGACCCUUGAACUUAUGGCUUCAUACCUCUACCAAUCAUAUGCCUCAUUUUUCGAUCGAGCUGAUAUUGCUCUCCCAGGUGUAAAGAAAUUCUUCUCCGAAUCAUCGAAAGAAGAAAGAGAUCAUGCCGAACAUCUCAUCGAAUACAUCAACAAACGAGGUGGUAACAUGCAGUUCGAAGAUGUUAAACUUAUCGAUGCCUGCAACACAUUGAGCAAAGAAAUGAAAAAAGAGAACUUACAAUCAGGCAGACAAGAAACAUGUAUCUGUUUCUUCAUGUCCCAAAAGAGAGAAGAGAACACCAAACGUGGUGAUGCUACCUGCUCAUCCCCAGUUGAAGAUUGGCGUCAUGCCCUCAUCGCUUUAGAAGAUACUUUGGUCAUUGAGAAACACGUGAAUGCCGAGCUUUUGAACAUCCACAAACUCGCCUCCAACAACAACGACCCCCAUCUUACCAACUUCUUGGAAGAUGUCUAUCUUACUGAACAAGUUGAAGCCAUCAAGAAACUCGCUGGAUACAUCACCCAACUGAGAAAAUUCACCAACGAUUACAAACUCGGCGAAUACCUCUUCGAUCACCGCAUGUAGAGAGCGCCAUAUCUAUAUUAUAUAUUUCUUAUUUCAUCAGAAAUUCCUUCCAAAUAUUAUUACCUCAAACUGAUGAGGUGUUUAAAACCCCGAGGUGUUUUUGAUAAGUAAUAAGUAUGUAAUUAAUGUUUGUAUAUUUGUUAUUUGAAAGUUUUGAAAGUAUUUUUAUAAGAUUAAAUGUCAAGAAGUAGAUAGUAUUGUGAUAAAAAUUGUGCGACUUAAAAUAAAAAUGUACAAAAUUUAAA
Messenger RNA from Patella vulgata (common limpet), 1078 nucleotides. Its product is annotated as yolk ferritin. Gene Ontology annotation, cellular component: cytoplasm. The transcript has 7 exons. Bases 111 to 833 code for a protein of 240 amino acids. NCBI's taxonomy places the organism in Eukaryota, Metazoa, Mollusca, Gastropoda, Patellidae. Gene Ontology annotation, molecular function: ferric iron binding; ferrous iron binding. Gene Ontology annotation, biological process: intracellular iron ion homeostasis; iron ion transport. The record is from RefSeq and is a predicted model, not a curated record.